Paramuricea clavata is the source of this 1014-nucleotide messenger RNA. The record is from the annotation of a GenBank genome assembly. NCBI's taxonomy places the organism in Eukaryota, Metazoa, Cnidaria, Anthozoa, Malacalcyonacea, Plexauridae.
AUGCUAUAUAUUGCCAUAUGCUAUAUAUUGCCACGAAUUCGGAGACAACUUGAGAGAAAAUGGCAUAAAACAAGGACGAAUGCUGAUUGGAAUCGCUAUAAACAACAAUGUUAUGCUGUAAAUAAACUUAUCGACUCCUCAAAAUCGGCUUACUAUACCGACUUGAUUAAUAAUGGAUCAUCUGAUCAAAAAACCCUUUUCAAGACUGUAAGCAAUUUGCUGCAUACAAAUACGAUUAUUCGCUAUCCAUCUUCUCCUGACCCAAUGUCACUUGCCAACUCAUUUAGUGAUUUCUUCACUCAGAAAAUUGUUAAAAUACGAGGUGAUAUCGAAAAUGAACUCUUGAGUAAAAACAUAGAAAAUCCUAUACCUGAUGCUGAUUCAUGUCCUUAUGAAUUUCACACCUUCAGGGAGGUUGGAAAAGACGAAGUGCUCCAUUUAAUCCAACGUAUCGCAACUAAAUCCUGUUCUCUGGAUCCACUCCCGGUGGUCAUGCUAAAUCACUGUUUUAAAGACAUCUUACCCGUUGUAGCUAGAAUAAUCAACCUCUUCUUGGAGAGUGGUACAAUGCCUGACUCUUUGAAGAUUGCUGUUGUUCAACCGCUAUUAAAAAAGUACAAUCUUUCCUAUGAAGAAUUCUGCAGUUUUCGUCCAAUAUCAAAUCUGAAAUUUGUCUCGAAAUCUAUUGAGAAAGCAGUUGCUGUACAAUUAACUGAUUAUCUUACUGAAAAUCAUCUACAUGAGAAAUUCCAGUCUGCUUAUAAACCUUGUCAUAGUACAGAAACAGCGCUAUUGAGGGUUCAAAAUGAUAUCCUUCAAGCUCUAGAUAACGGUGAUUCUGUUAUUCUUGUCCUACUGGAUCUGUCGGCGGCUUUUGACACCGUGGAUCAUUUAAUGUUAUUAACAAGACUAUCGAAACGCUUUGGCAUAAGGGGUCGUGUGUUGGUUGGCUUACCUCAUACCUUACAUCCAGGAAACUGUUUAUUCGUGUUGAGGGAACUGAUUCGUUAUUGA